Molecule: messenger RNA, 11309 nt
Organism: Cygnus olor (mute swan)
Lineage: Eukaryota; Metazoa; Chordata; Aves; Anseriformes; Anatidae
Gene: FOXO1
Product: forkhead box O1
Exons: 3
Coding region: 182-2203 (673 amino acids)
Biological process (GO): regulation of transcription by RNA polymerase II; insulin receptor signaling pathway
Cellular component (GO): nucleus
Molecular function (GO): DNA-binding transcription factor activity, RNA polymerase II-specific; RNA polymerase II cis-regulatory region sequence-specific DNA binding
Source: RefSeq, a predicted model, not a curated record
UCGCUGCCGCCGCCGAGGAGCCGGGCAGGGCGGCGGGGCCGGAGCCGCGCCGGGAGUCGGCGGCCGCGCCGUCGGGGCCGCGCCGGAGCCUGCAUGGGGCGCUGAGCCGCCCCCCAAAUCCGCCCCCGACAAGCCCCAAAGCCUCCGCCGAGCUCCCCCCCCCCCCGCUACCGGCCCCGCCAUGGCCGAGGCUCCGCAGCUGGUGGACAUCGACCCCGACUUCGAGCCGCUGCCGCGGCCCCGCUCCUGCACCUGGCCCCUGCCGCGGCCGGACUUCAACCCCCCCAGCUCGGCCACCUCCAGCCCGGCUCCGUCCUGCGGCGGGGCAGGAGCAGGAGGAGCAGGAGCAGGAGGAGGAGGAGGUGGUGGAGGGCAGCCCGAGGGGGCGGCCGGCACCGCCGCAGCCGUCGCUGCCGCCGCCGCCGCCGCUGCCGCCGCCGCCUCGGGGGCGCUGGGCGCCGACUUCAUCAGCAACCUCAGCCUGCUGGAGGAGAGCGAGGACUUCGGGCCGCUGCCCCCCGCCGGCCCCCCGGAGGCUGCCGCCUGCCGCUGCGGGGACUUCCCGGCGCCCGAGGCCGGCUGCCGCCUCCACCCGCCGGGGCCGGUGCCGCCGGUGCCUCCGGUGCCCCCCGCGGCCGUGGCCGGGCUGUCGCCGGGCCCCGUGGCCGGGCAGCCCCGCAAGAGCAGCUCGUCCCGCCGCAACGCCUGGGGCAACCUGUCCUACGCCGACCUCAUCACCAAGGCCAUCGAGAGCUCCCCCGAGAAGCGGCUCACCCUCUCGCAGAUCUACGAGUGGAUGGUCAAGAGCGUCCCCUACUUCAAGGACAAGGGCGACAGCAACAGCUCGGCCGGCUGGAAGAAUUCAAUCCGUCACAACUUGUCUCUGCACAGCAAGUUCAUCAGAGUGCAGAAUGAGGGAACAGGGAAGAGUUCCUGGUGGAUGCUCAAUCCUGAAGGAGGAAAGAGUGGCAAGUCUCCGAGGAGGCGAGCGGCAUCCAUGGAUAACAACAGCAAGUUUGCAAAAAGCAGAGGCAGAGCUGCCAAGAAAAAAGCAUCCCUUCAGUCUGGUCAAGAAGGAAAUGGUGACAGUCCUGGAUCGCAGUUCUCGAAGUGGCCUGCAAGCCCCAGCUCGCACAGCAACGAUGACUUUGAUAACUGGAGUACAUUUCGACCUAGAACUAGCUCUAACGCUAGUACAAUUAGUGGAAGACUUUCUCCUAUUUUGCCAGAGCAAGAUGAUCUUGGAGACGGGGAUGUGCACUCCAUGGUAUACCCAUCAUCAGCCACCAAAAUGACUUCUACUUUACCCAGCCUUUCAGAGAUGAGUAAUUCAGAGAACAUGGAAAAUCUUUUGGAUAACCUUAAUCUUUUGUCACCUAAUACGUCAAUGACUGUGUCAACCCAGUCUUCAUCUGCUACCCUGAUGCAGCAAACACCAGGUUACUCAUUUGCAUCCUCGACCACAAGUAUAGGUUCACCAAAUCCAGACUACAGGAAAUUUACGUAUGCUCAAGCUAGCAUGAACUCUUUGCCCCAAAUUCCUAUGCAGACUCUUCAAGACAGUAAAUCAAGCUAUGGAUCGAUGAGCCAAUAUAACUGUCCUGCAGGACUUCUGAAGGAGUUACUGACUUCUGAUUCUCCUCCGCACAACGAUAUCUUGGCAUCAGUAGACACUGGUGUUUCCCAGGCUGGUGGCAGGGCGCUGGGCCAAGGUGUGCUGAUGGUCACUAACUCGGUGAUGCCAGCUUAUGGCAGUCAGCCACCCCACAACAAAAUGAUGAACCCUAACACCCGCCCUCACCAAGGACAUAACCAGCCAACACCUGCAGUUAAUGGUCGUGCCUUGUCACACACAGUGAACCCCAUGUCACAUACUUCAGGUCUAAAUCGCUUGUCGACAGUGAAGACUUCUUUACAAGUGCCUAUGAGUCAUCCAAUGCAGAUGAAUGCUAUGAACCCAUAUGCCCCUGUUAACAGUUGCAACGGCUAUGGAAGGGUGGGAAUCGUUUCCCUCCACCAGGAGAAGCUUCCCAGUGACUUAGAUGACAUGUUAAUUGAACGGUUGGACUGUGACAUGGAGUCAAUUAUUCGUAAUGACCUUAUGGAUGGAGAAACGUUAGAUUUUAACUUUGACAGUGUAUUGCCUAACCAAAGUUUUCAGCACAGCGUAAAGACAACCACACACAGUUGGGUGUCAGGCUAGGAUGUAGUAGGAGGCUACGGUUAAAUUCUCCAGACUUGUCUGACAGCAGGAACUGAGAAAAGCAGUACAAAGAUGUCCUUCACCUUCCUUUUUAAUUUUCUUGACAGAGCUGUGCGCAUGCACUAGCUUUUUUUUGUGUCCUUUUUUUUCUCUUUUUCUUCCUUUCGUCAGAGUUGGCAGCAGACAGAGUAUUUUCCUGUACAGGAUGUUUGCCCAAGGUUUGCAGGUUAUGUGCUGCUGUAGAUAAGAACUGUGCCAUUGGAAAUUUCAUUACUCUGAAGUGCCAAAUUCACUACACCAUAUAAUCACAGCAAAGACUCUUACUUACAUCAUGUUGUGCUUUCGGUUUUGUACAGUAUGAUCUGUAGAAGAAGAAUUGUUUUUUAAGACUAUCUGUUUUGGUCCAAGAAAAGUUUAUAAACUUUUGUAAGAAUACUGUGAUGAUCUCAUGCCCUAAGUAAGUUUAACCUUCAUUGAUGUUACCUGUGUUCUGAUGAAUUGAGAUAACUGUGGACUUGCCUUGCAGCAGUAUGAACUGCUUUAUUUUACUUAAAAUUGCCACACAUUUCAUAUGGGAACAGAACAGCCUGUUAAUAUGAUCCUAAUAAACUCACUGACUAUUCACAACAAACAGUAGGUUAAAUGCCAUUUGGUAAGUUACCUGUAUUCAUGUAAAUUUAUGCAAGAAUAUAUCUGGAUUUCAUUGUCAGACUAAUGACUUUGUUGUUGGAUUUAAGAUAAUUUUUGGAAUACUUUCCAAGCUAUUUUUCUUAUAAUUAAAAUCUACUUUUGUUACAUAGGCAACUUAAAAAAAAUAAUUCUGAGAUCGGGCAGCAUUCAUAACCUAUUCAUUUUGUACAGUAUUUUAACUGGAUUAAGUACAUGUUUUUAUAAAUUUCCCUAGCACUUGGGAGUGCUAAUAAAGGAAAAGCUUAAUAAGUAUCUUGAAUACAAAACAUUUCUGUCCCUUUUUUGUUGUGUGAUGUAUAAAUAUAGACAACUUUAUGUUUAGGAAAUAUUUAAUCAGUUUUAUAUAUGCAUUUUUAGAAAUGUCAUCUGCUUCUACUAUCAUUUUAACUCUGACUACCACAAAGUGUUAAGUAUUCAUUGUUAGGUGCUUGUACAAUGCUUCUCAUUUAUAUUUAUUUCAUGGAGGUCUCAUAAUGUUUGUACACUCAAGAGCAGCACCAUUUCGAGAAAAUUCAUAAUUUUAGUAAAAUUAAUGACAAAAUUGCCAUUUUUAUUAAUUAGCACUAGUUCUAGUGUUGGUGUUUCUUUUGACAAGUGGUAUGUUUAAGGCAGCAAAAGUACUGCUUUUGAAUGGAAGUCUAAAAUUUGUGUUGCCCCCUGUUCCAGGAGAAAAAAAUAUUAUUAUUAUUUUUUUGAGUAAGAAAGAAAAAGUAGGUCGAAAAUACAAGAACUUUAGAGAGAGCAUUAAUGGUAGAGGCCUUGUUCCUGUGGAAACACUUGCCCUUGUUUGAGUAGGCACAUUGACCAGAGCAUUUUCAGGGUUGCAUCUUGGAUAAGUGAUUUCUGACUUUUUUGCAAUUAAAUGAUGCAGUUUUCAAGGAUGUGUGGAGUAUGGGCCUCACCUGUCUUUCCAUUGUUUGGUACAUUUGUGUUAGAGAAAUCUUUGGAGCCGAUGGGAUGAACAUUAACAGUUUUUGUGCUAGGGCUGGCUGUUGUGAAGCAGGGGAAUAAAAUUUUUUCACUGAUUUUUGUUUUAUCUAUGUACCCCACAACUGGAAAAUGUUCUAACUUAAACUCUUCUUUCCUGUAGUGAUGGAGUAUGGUGGAGAAAGAAAUGGGAUGUGCCAAGAAAAUGAAGUUUAGCAACAAGCCAUAUAUUUAAUGAUCCUGUUAUGACUUUCCUAAAACUCUUCAAUAUAUCUAUUGAUGUGCUAGCAUUUAGCUCCCUGUCAGGCUUAAAUCACUACUAAUUACAGCUGGUCUGAAUUUUUAGAUAUCUUAUUACAGUUGUCAGCAAUUCCAGAGGCUGAUGUUAGGCUGUCUUGUGAUAUAGGAUCUCCCCCAGUGUGGCAGAGGUCUUUGAACUUCUCUUGAGCAAAAGAAAUGUUCGUAGUGCUGAAGCCUCAAUGAAGCAUCGUGCUUUUACAGCAAAUCUCUCUAAUAGCAUCUCCACCAUCAACUUUGUAGUCUCUGAGACUCGAUGGUAAAUCCUGGCAAUGGAACAAGCAGAGGGCUCACAAGUAGGUUUCUGGAGACCAUUCUUUCUGCUACAUGUGCAAAAAUGUUUGCUCCCACAUGGGCACUGAUACACAUAGGCCAACAUAGUCACAAAAUUCACCUUUGUGUGCCAAGAAAGCAGCACCUAAUGCUAAUACUCCAUGGGGUUGCAGCUGAACAUGCUACAUUUAACAAUAUACCUCCUGUUUAUUAUUUACUGCUACUGUAUAAAUUCCUGCAUACAGAUAUUUUCUUUAUUUCCUUUUAUAACUAUGAAAAACAUAAAUGUAGCCGUUCCUAAGUUACAACAGUCUGUAGGAAGCCCCUUUUAAUUACUGACAGAAAACAGUUGUAGAUAAUCAGAGGUUUUGGGUUGUGUGGUCAAAUUUAUUUUCUUUUGUGUGGUGCCAUUCUAAUAUUUUGCAAUUGUAAUUCUGAAUACUGUGAAGUCUGAUGAAGGGCAUAUUGUCUGCCUUGAAAAAAAACAUUAUGUGACCUCUAGUAAUAAAUCCUUUUCCAGUAAAAGUACCAAGUUUCUGGAGUAACUUAGUUUGUCAGAAUUGUUGUAAAUGAUUGGUUUGUGAAUUGUGCGGAUGAUCUUACCUAUGCAGCCUUGUUUUUGACUUUUCUCUGGUUUGUACUGUUAUUAAAAGUUUAUUGUAUUAUAGAGCUGUUCAGAUAUUUUAAAUAUAAAGAUGUAUUGUUUCCAUAAUAUAGCUAUAUGAUAUAUGUUUAGGUAGUAGAUGCAUUAAUUGGAAAGCUCUGCUUUGAUAAACUGACAAUUUGCCUACACUUAUAAGCAAAAUUCGUAUUGCUUAUUAUUGGCUUAAGUCAACAGAGCAUCCCUAAGAAGAGAAGAUAAAAUUGGACCAAUUAUAAAACAGUAUAAAAUUUGCACUUGUUAAACCACUGGAUGUAUGUUAGUACUUUUUUAUUUUUUUACUGAUUUGAAAUUCCUAUUUUCAUUAUGAAAUUGCUAGGAUCCUUAAUUUAUGACUGAUUUUAAAUAAGGUAUUCUCAUUGUUAUUAUUUUUUUUUUUUUGGUAAUCAUAAUGUAAAAUGCAGCAUGGUUUAUGCAAACAAAAAACAAAUUACUUGGCAUUAAAACUGGCCUCCUUUUUGAGGGUGUUCCACAAACCAGCAAUAUCAUGAAAGAUUGGCAUGUACAUACUGCUAGCUCUACAUGCGAGUGGUGUGACAGCUCUUCAACGCUUCACUGCUCUGACUUAGUCACAUUGCAGAAUUAAAAUUCAGUUACGUGGAUAUUUUCAGAAAAGUGCCUGAUGUACUUUUACAGACACAUGAGAACAAUCCCUGACAGUUUGUUGUAUAAAGCCAUAAAUGUAUAUAAAUUAUGUUUAAAAGGUUUUGUGUCCUUUCUUGUAUACGGAGAAUGAGAUUUGUACCGGGAUUCUACUUGUGAUUAGUAAUCCUUCUGCUCAGAUGUUGUUGUAAUCACUUUCCUUACCACGUAAUCUUUUUAAUGAUGAUGAUCCCAUUUGGACAAUCCUGAUGGCAUUAGCAAUUUUAUACGGAAAAAUACCUCAUGGUACCAAGUCUUGUGUCUGGCAAGAUGAUACCAUAUUAACAAGCAAACACUAACUGCAGAAUAGUUAAACAAAAUUUCCAUUACUUGGUAUAAAGGAAUUUGUCUUGGAAUUACUGCUGGAAUUGGAAGUGUAGCAGGUACAGGAACCUCAUAGGGCUGCGUUACAAGUGUUUUAUCACAACAUAGAGUGCUAAAAGUAACUUGUUUACAAGUCGUUGAGACUAAACGCAAGAAGAAUCCAUGCCUGACUCUUAGAGCUCAUGAGAGAUUUUGUGUAGAGGCACUUUGUUACUGGACGCCGCGUUAUACAGCCUCAGACCUUGUUGCCAGUGCUUCAACAAGCCUAGUUCAGAGAAAAUUACAAAAAAAAAAAGAAGCCCUGAAAUCCUUUCAGAAUGGGUAUUUGUAAGUAUAAGCUCUUAAUAAAAUUGCUAUGACAUGAGAUGGUAAUUAGUGUAUCAGAAUGUUAUGUAAUACAUUGUUAAAGAAAAAAUAAGGGCGGGGGGGGUGACAUGACACUACCAUCCAUCAAACCACAGGAAAGAAUUAGUCUUUUAGUCCAAAUUACAUGUUAGAUCCUAAUGCUACUAAAUGUGGGAGGGAGCUGUCUCUGGAGAGACAUUUUUCUCUUCCCUCUGCUCAUAUUAAAGUUUGACGCUUCACAAAGGCCUCUUAGCCCUCUUUUCCCUCCUUUUCACCUCUUGCCUUCCCCUGUCCCUCCUUCCUUUCCAAAUUACGUACUUUCCCUAGAAGUAAGAGUUUCUUUGCCGAGCAUUUGCUCUAUGUAGGCCAACCUGCACGCUGCUGCUCCUUUUGCAGCCGUGUUUUACGCUGCAGGAGUGCUGAUGUGAGCAGAGAGAGCAAGAACGUCUAAAUUUUUUUUUUUUUAAUUUAGAUUGUGUUUCAAAACAGAGCUGGAAGAAAGGAGGAGAGGCUGCCAAAACAGACAGCCAAUAACACCCACGCCACAAUAGUCUUGUGAGGCCCAGAUCCCAGCUUGCCUGCAGGUGGGGAGGGAGAGGGGUGGUGGAGAGCAGGGUUCUAAUGAAUUGCUGGCAAAAAUGCCAGUUUGAUCUUAAAGUGAGCAGAGGUAGAACUAAAAAGGGUGAAAGAAUGCAAGAGUAUCAUUGCACAUAAAACCAGAAAGACCUUAAGAUAUUUUAAAAGUAAAUUUUCCUUGUAUUUUACAUCUUUAUUUUAGCUCUGCCUCUUUUUCUUUGGUAUAUGUUUUGGAGGGUUUUUUGCACGUUGGGGAAAAACAAGAAGCUGAGGGUACCUUCACUGACAUUUUGAAAAGCAUCACUUCUGGAAUGGGAGGGUAGUUAAGAUCCAAAGAUACUCCGUCUGGUCUGCGUGUUUGUGAAGCCGUUGUUGGAAAGGAUGUGCAUCUAAUUGGUACAUGAGUAGUUACUGCUGUCGGGAGAGAUAGUCAAAGCUUGUCUCUUGGGAAGGGACCGGUGAGCAAUUUAUGCCAAUCUGGCAAAGAGGGAUUUGAAUUUGCUGAUCAAGCAUAGAAACCUCAAAGCAUCCUUGUGCUCUGAGUCAGUCCUGCAUCAAGGUAAUAAACAUGUUUUUGUGCAGAAACAUCAGCUAUUAUGUCAUGUCAAUUGAUAAUGCAAUUAAAAGUACAAAUAGCUGUAGGUGUUGCAGCCAGUUAUUGUUCAGCUGGUGUGUGAAGAUGGGUUUUGUGAAGAUCCUGAGAAGGAAAAACUUGCACCAAGCAGUGCCUGUGGUCAUGACCACUGGUGGAAUUGCAUGCAAAUCCCUGUUCAUUACCUGCUGAUGUUUUUGCCCGGGGUAAUGUUCUGGCAUGUGCCAGAAUGACAGCUAAAAUGAGGAGGCAGUGGCAGCGCCCCAUCCUAUUUUAUUUUAUGUUUUUCUGCUUGCUGUUGGACCCUGGGGCGUUCAGAAAUUUUGCAUGUGUUGUUUUGCGAGUAAACUUCUUGUGUGGGUGUUUAUCACUGAGAUGGUGGGAAAAGGGAUAAGGGCUUUGUGCAGUGCAUCUGGAGGAAGCUUCUGAUGGGCAUAGGGCCGUGGAGUGAAGAAUCAGACAAAGAGCCUGUUCAUAACUUGGAGCCUCAACAUCUUACAUCCUUGCUGUGCGCUCAUCAAUAGCUGCUGUUGCUAUCCUUAAAUGCAGAGGCCUUCACAAACGGUUGUAUUUCCUUCUCAGUGCCCUAGAGUGACAUUACCUGAACAGGCAACUGCACAGAGCAUGCACAAGAGCUUUGCUGCAUUCCCAGGGAAAUAUGGAGUUUGGCAGGGAUACGUAAAUUGUUUACGAAGUAUUCAGUUGCCUUCAAUUUUGCUGUAGCCAGAGGAUUGCAGCUCAACAUAAAAAAAAUAAAUAAAAAAUCACAGAAGUGCAUGUACAUGAAUUGCAAAGGAGUGGGGGGUUGAGAAUUUUUGCAAGUGUUCUAAGCUCUUUCCUGGCUGACGGAACAGGGAAAGUGAUUGUUUCAAAGGGGAGAGGAGGCUGGAUUUCUCUGGGGUGAAGGGCUCAAACCUAGAAAAGAGCUUAAUUUCUAUUUCUUUUUGAAGUUGUGUCCAGUAGCAGCCACACACUGCACAACGUCCUGGGCCAAUGUGUUGCUUGGGACUUUCUGACCAGGUGAAAACAAAUGAUGAGCUGUGAAACCCUCUGAGAGCUGGAGUCUCAUUUCAGGAGUCCAAAUAAGUUACCACUUCCUGCUCCUCCCUUUCUACCCCCUUCACCCCAACAAGUUAGAGGAGUAUUUUUUUUUCCUUCCUUCCCCUGCUUAGAGCAGUUCAGCUAUGCAAGACCUCAGGCCCUUCUUUCAGCCUCAACCAUGAUGGCUGACCUGCCGUAAGGCGGUUCUUUGCCCUCUCCUCCUCCUUCAACCUCCUUGACAGAGCUAUCAAAUUAACAGCCAAAUGAGCCCCAAAGCCAAGGUCGAUUCACUCCACAGGUGACUCCAGGAGCCCUUUGAGGUGAGACAUCUUGUCCCACCCACCACGGGCCGUCUCCCACGCUGCCUCAGUGUGCUUUAACCCUUGCACUGAGCCUUGGUCUGUGCAGUGGGGCUUUCACUGGAGGGUUUUCAGAGCUGGGUUUCUGCGGGCCCUCUCUUCCAGAGGACGGCCACAAAGAUGAUCAAGGGGCUGGAGCACCUCUCAUACAAAGAAAGGUUGAGAGGGCUGGGGGUGUUCAACCUGGAGAAGAGAAGGCUUCGGGGUCACCUCAUUGUGGCCUUUCAGUACUUAAAGGGGACUUACAGAGACGUAAGGGGGGGGACUGGUUUUAAGCUAAAAGAGGGGAGAUUUAGAUUAGAGGUUAGGAGGAAAUUCUUCACUCAGAGGGUGGUGAGGCACUGGAGCAGGUUGCCCAGAGAGGUUGUGGAUGCCCCAUCCCUGGAGGUGUUCAAGGCCAGGCUGGAUGGGACCUUGGCCAGCCUGAUCUAGUGGGUGGCAUCCCUGCCUAUGGCAGGGGAUUUGGAACUAGAUGGUCUUUGAGGUCCCUUACAACCCAAGACAUUCUGUGAUUCUAUAUCUUGUUCAGCCACAGACAGACUGCUGGUAUAAGUCCACAUGUCUGAAAGUUUGUUUUUGAUGUAAAAUAAGUGCGGCUCUCCUGACUACAGACUUCUUGAGCAGUUGGUUAUAUUCAUCACAGCUGUCCUGUUGUGGCAGGUACAGCAAACCGAGUGCCUGCUGGUGACCAAGCAGAACAACAGGUAAAUGAGGCUUAUAUUCACUCCAAAAAUAAUUUUGAAUAGUCAUAUUGAAUAUAAUAACAUUAAAUAUGCUGGACUUCAAUAUAACUGCUGCAAGAGCUGUUGCUUAGAUAGGACUGAGUGCCAGAUAAACAAAGUAAAAAAAAUGAUGAUGCCAACCUUUGGAAUGGGUCCUAGCAUGAUCGCAGGAGCUGGGUUUGACUUCCACACAAGGUAACUUCACAGAACGUGUAACACAGAGUUGGCAGCAUCAUGGAGUGAUGGGGGAAAUGGCAGCCAUGUCUCUGCUGGAGCGGGCUGUGCUUCACAAAUGUGGUAGAGUCAGAAAGUAUGAGAAUAAGGGUGAUCUGCAUAACCUGUGUGGUUUUCCAGUGUCUUCAGGAAUUUCCCUCAGUGAAGUUCCUGAGGGAAAUGGGAUGUCAUGCAGGUCCUCUCAGCACCUGCAGCUGGUUCAGAGUGCUGUUCAGUGAGUUCGAAAAAUCAUCAGCAGAAGCAUUUGAUGACCUAAAUUGCUGAGCAUCAUAUAGGACAGGGAAAUGUUGGGCUGUGCCAAGAAUUGUGGAAGGGUUCCAGGAUAUUCUGCGACUAGGUGAUACAAUGGCAGAUAGGAUUAAGUGUUGAUAAAUGUGAAAUGAGGCUCAGGGGAGAAGGGAGAAGUGAGCCUAGCACAUAAGGAUGCUUAAUGAACCCUGGAUGAGCUGCUACAACAGUUAGAGUCAUUAGAAAGAUGUGAGUCUCAGCUCACUGUUAGCUGUGGACAAAAAGAAACAGGAGAACUAAGUGUGUGGGACAAGAAUGGAAAACCUCUGUUGUGCCACACUUUGCAUGCAGAAUGUGCCUGGAUCAUAAAUACUGUAUGCCAUUUGAUUUUCAAAGAUGGUAUUGUGGGGCUACAAAGAGUCAGGAAUAGAGACUAAUAAGAAAAAAAGGAGUGAGGGUGAGUACAAGUGAGUGAGGUGGUAGAGGUUUGUAAAACUGUGGAAGCUAUGGAGAAGGUGAAUAGAAAAAUGAUUAAUCAGUAUUUUUCAGGACACAGAUGGAGGCACCCAAUGAAAUGAUCAGGCAACAGGUUUAAAACAAACAAAAGGAAGUAAUUUUUCACAGAGUACAUAAUUAUAUUUUGUACCUUGUAGCCAUGGGAUGUUGUGGAGGCCAAAAGUAUAAAUGGAUUCAAAAAAGGAUUAUAUGAAUUAAUAGAAGAUAGGUCCAUCGGUGGCUAUUAAACACAAUGGUCCGGAUGCGGCCUCUAGCUCAGGAAGUCUCUAAACAGCUAGUUGCUGGAAGCUUGGAGCAUGUACCAGGGAAGGGAUUACUCAGUCCAUGGCCAGUUGCUUAUGCUCCUUUCACCUACGCAUCCGCUGCUGGCCACUACCAGGGGCAGGAUAUUGGUGUAAGUGGACCUUUGAUCUGACCUUGCAAGAUUGUGUUCACCUUCUUCUUUGUGCUGGGAAUAGGUACAGCCAAAAACAGCUGCCUGAAACCCUUCUGCGAGGAGGUUUCAAACAUCCACGUGGACUUUCUCAGGUCUCUGGCAGUGGCCACAGACUGGCUGUCUCUGCACUGGGAGACUUAUUUGAUACCUUUCAUGGAAAGACACCAACUGAGAUUAUGUUGUCACCCUACCAAGUUGCGAUGUAACAAAUGCAAAUUAUCCAGCUAGAUUUAUAAGCUUUUA